This is a messenger RNA of Mobula hypostoma (lesser devil ray), 2472 nucleotides long. It is a transcript of the gene pdcl, whose product is annotated as phosducin-like. Lineage: Eukaryota; Metazoa; Chordata; Chondrichthyes; Myliobatiformes; Myliobatidae. Bases 171 to 1064 code for a protein of 297 amino acids. Gene Ontology annotation, cellular component: cytoplasm. Gene Ontology annotation, biological process: regulation of G protein-coupled receptor signaling pathway; heterotrimeric G-protein complex assembly. The record is from RefSeq and is a predicted model, not a curated record. The transcript has 4 exons.
GGUACAUCACUGUCUCAGGUGAAUUUACUCUCAACUCCAGUUAGUUAUGUGGUGAAUGCCUGGGUUUUAUUUCAGUCCCAGCUUGCUUCCGAUUCGCAGACCUACCUCGGCAGCUGUGGGAGUUGAAGACUGUUGUUUUUUGACGACUUUGGCCGAAGUUACCAGUCACAAUGACGACCUUGGACGAUAAGAUCCUCGGAGAAAAGCUGCAGUACUACUACAGUAGCAGCGACGAUGACGACAGUGACCGCGAUGAGAAUGAGCAAAAGACCAUCAAAAAUCCUGUGAUUUCUGUGGGCGCAGAGGUGCGGGAGCGGAGUGCUGUGAACACAGGUCCGAAAGGAGUUAUCAAUGACUGGCGGCGCUUCAAGCAGCUGGAAACAGAGCAGCGUGCCGAGCAGCGCCGCGAGGUCCACCGGCUCAUCAAGAAGCUGUCGAUGAGCUGUCGUUCUCACCUCGACGAACAGAAGGAUCUCCACAAGCAGAAGGUGGUCCAGGACAAGGUCAAUGGCAAGUUGACACUGAAAGAAUGCAAUAUGCUGAAUGAGCAGGACGAUGAGGUGUUUCUGGAGCAGUACCGCAAGCAGCGGAUGAAGGAGAUGAGGGAGCACCUCUACAGCGGCAAGCGCUUUGAGCAGAUCUACGAGCUAACCAGCUCCGAGGACUUUCUGGACACAAUUGAUAAAGAGGAGAAGAACACUCUGAUCGUAGUUCACAUCUACGAAGAUGAACUGCCGGGUUGCGAAGCCAUGAACGGCUGCCUGAUCUGCCUGGCCUCCGACUACCCGCUGGUAAAGUUCUGCAAGAUCCGUAGCUCCGUGAUUGGCGCCAGUGCCCGGUUCACUGACAACGCCUUGCCUGCUCUCCUGGUCUACAAGUGCGGCGACCUGAUCGGCAACUUUGUGCGCAUCACCGACCAACUGGGGUAUGACUUCUUCGCCGCUGACCUGGAGUCAUUUCUGCGCGAGUACGGCGUGCUGCCGGAGAAAGAUGCGGUGUCACCCAUGUCCAUUAAGAGUGCCUCAGUGUGCCGUAAUGAUGAUAGUGACCUUGACAUUGACUGACCCUCAGUUGAAAGAGCUAUCUCCUCAUGGUGUAGAGCAAUCAUUACUCAGGCUUAGUUUGUUUUCAGUGUCAGUUCCCCACGUAGCCUAUGCCUGAUUUGUUGGUUUGAGGUGCUGCUUGUUUUUAUUUACAUCGCUGAGAAUAUUAAUCAGACCAGUGCACACCAGGGGCCAGGUGAUUUUUAGCCUCAGACGUUAGGUCCCCAUCCCUCUAUCGUCUAUGCACACCGCCUCUCCCCUCUGUCAUCAUGAUUGACAUUCCUACUCAUUAACCAGCAAGCACGCUUUGGAUGGGUUCCACAGCGACUCUGAGAAUGGUUAAAGCUGAGCUAAAUGUACAGUUAGACUCGUACUGCUGUUUGCAAAUCCAAAAGUGUGACCAGCUAAAUCUGAUACUCUGCCACUGAAGAGUCUGUUUUACUGUAGCACUGUAAAUAAUUUAUUGGUUGUCCAAAUCCAUCCUCAUCAAUCUUCAUUGAUCCUCUGUAUAAUAUCAUCUAACACACACACACACACACACACACACACACAAAAUGCUGGACGAGUUCAGAAGGUCUGAUAGCAUAUAUGGAGGGGAUUAAAUAGUCAUCACUUUGGUCCAAGACCCUUCAUCUGACCUGCUGAGUUCCUCUCACAUUUUGUGUGUGUGGCUCUGGAAUUCCAGCAUCUGCAGAAUCUCUUGUGUUACUGAUACCAUCUGCUUUCCUGCCUCUUCAAAGUUUUAAUAAUUUACAAUUAAACCAGAUUGCUACUUUUUCUAAGAAAUUCUUGAUUGGGAGCCAGGACAAAUCGGAGAAUUGUAGCUGGUUCUGCUUUCAAGGAUGCCUCUGGUUUUCCAGUUGAGGGAACAUGUUUUGCUUUAUGUAUAUAUAUCUACCUCCUAGUCCCCGCUUACCACAGUUUCUGGGUGCUCAUCUGCAAUACUGUAACCUGUACUGAACUUGCUUUGUGGCAUUCAACCAGUUUACAUUCAAAACUUAAAGAAAUGCAAGCUGUUUUUUAACUUUACCUUUUAAAUAAAAUCUUUAAUUUCUUUCUGCUGGUCAUACCUUGAAGCAUGUUUGUUCUGUUGUGUCUGAAGUGUGUGUAAAUCUAAGCCCUGAUGUGAUCUAUUUACUAUGCAGUGUUCAGUGAAUUAUUAGCAUGGUUGGUGAAAUUUUAUAGGCUGUUUUUAACAAGCUCUUUGUGUGCUCCACAUUUGUUAGGAUCUUCUGUAGAACCAUAAACUCCAUGAUAAGUUUAAAAUGUCCAAAUGAAGUAAAGUUAUCAAGCAUUUUCAAACAUCUUUGCAGCUUUUCGUAUUUUGCUUAUAAGAAUGACAGAACUGCAUUUUAAAUUGUUACAUUUAUAAAAGGGAGUGUGUCCUUGUUUCCCAUUCACCUGAAUCUAAUAAAAAGAUAGUGAAAUU